Molecule: messenger RNA, 1239 nt
Organism: Mytilus californianus (California mussel)
Lineage: Eukaryota; Metazoa; Mollusca; Bivalvia; Mytilida; Mytilidae
Product: centromere protein V-like
Exons: 4
Coding region: 19-423 (134 amino acids)
Molecular function (GO): carbon-sulfur lyase activity
Source: RefSeq, a predicted model, not a curated record
GAACUCCAAGUUAUUACGAUGACAGAAAAUUUAGUUACGCACUCUGGAAGCUGUCAUUGCGGUGCUGUGAAGUUUGAAGUAUUAGCCGAAAAAGUUCUUCAUGUCUACGAUUGCAAUUGCAGUAUUUGUAAGAAGAAACAGAAUAAACAUUUUGUUGUACCGAAAUCAAGAUUUAAGCUGUUACAGGGUGCUGACAAUAUAACAACAUACACCUUCAAUUCACACAAAGCUCAGCAUACAUUCUGUAAGACAUGUGGUGUCCAAAGUUUUUAUACACCAAGAUCUAAUCCAGAUGGUUAUGGUAUAGCACCACACUGUAUUGACUCUAACACUAUAGAAAGAAUAGAGGAAGAAAGAUUUGAUGGACAGAACUGGGAACAACACAUUGAGAAGUCUGACAUUAGACAGAGAUCUAAGGAAUAACUUUAAUUGUCCAUAUAGUCAUAUUGUAACUACUCUAUUUGUCGGAAGCUGUAUAUAACUUGCGUCAGAUUGGUGAUCAUGAUAUGUAAAACCAGUUGAAACAAUAUAAAAUGCCAAAGUCAUACAAUGUAAAUGAAUAUUUCAUAAAUAGAUAUUAAUAAGAAGAUUGAUUGAUUGACUGGUGUUUAACGCCACUUUCAACAAUGUUGUGCUAUUUCGUGGCGGUCAGUUUUUAUUGGCGGAGGAAGCCGGAGUGCCCGGAGAGAACCACCGACCUCCUGUAGGAAAAUUAAUAAGAAGAAGAUUUCAAGCUUAUUGCAUAACAGGACCGUAAAUAGCAGAGUUCAUUGAACGAUAUAAAAAACGAUUCAAAUCCAAAGCAACUGACAGGUGUGCGGAUACGACUAGAAAAUAUUUCAGGAGUACAAUUUCAAACAUAAAAAACACCUUUAAUUACCAUAUGAAAUUAUACAAGUACAGUUAAAAUUGUCAAAAUAGUUAUAUCAAUUCACUGCUGACCACUGACUUCAUACUGUAAAUCUACUAUCUCAUUUUAAGAGAUGGUUUUACAAAUAUAAUAUUUUGAUCCUGAUGAAAUCAUUAGUACCAAUGAAUAUUUUUUUUUUAAUUUUUGAAGAGUUGAAAAGAUUUAGUGUCUAUAAAUAUAAUGGUGGAUAAACAUUUAUCAUGAUAUUUGUGUCAGGUUAUUCAGUUCAUUAGGAGUAUAAGAUAACACAGCAUAUAUGUAUAUGUUGGAUACAAAAUAUAGUUUGAUUUUUUAAAUGAUUAAUAAAUUGAUUGUUGUUUGCUAACGUC